AUGCGGGACGCGCGGUACGGCACUGCGCGUCGUGUCGUACCGAUCCGCGCGCACACCGUCGUCACGAACCGGCAAUUGCGGGUCCGGUUUUCGCGCGCUUUUCGUCGCCACUCCCGUUCGGAUACGCGCCGCGUCGGCCGCGCCGUUUCGCUCCGCGCCCGGAUAGUCGCAGAUGCGCGCGCGCUGAGGGGGCGGCGGCAGUGCAGCGUUGUCGUGAUAGGUGCACUGGGACGUCGUCAAUGCGGCGGCGGCGUGUGCGCUAUGACGCCGCCGCGGGCGCUGCUUGCGGCACUGCUGGUGUGCCAGCUGCUCUCCUACGGUGGCCACCAAGGACUCACCAAGAUAUUCUACAUGUUACCUGACACGGGACAGCCUCCUAUACUCAUCUCUCUGGUGGAAAACGCAAAGCUAGAUUUAAAAGCCGCUGAUGAACUAUUGUUUGUCAAUGAAUCCGAAGAACAUAAUGACACGAAAAGGUUCACCAUCGGAGAGGUCGACGCUGCUACGGAGGCAGAAGACGUUGGUACAGAGAAGGAAUCCACAGAACCAUUGCUCGUCGUUAAAGCGAAACCAAUGCACGAAACAAGACAAACAGAAGAUGCAUUUCGAGGCGCCACUCCCACACCAGAAGUGGAAAAAGAAUCUCAACCGGAGGAGAGAAGGGAGGAAAACAUUCCAGUCAAGCCGGAGACGCCCCAAGAAGACAUCCCCUCGUUCUCAGAGUGGGCUCAGAAACAAUUGGCCGAGGCCGAAAAGAAAGACACAGUGCUGAACCACUCGAGUCAACCUAGUCAUAGCAAUACAAACUUUAGUAAUAAAAGCACAAAGCUUCGCUCAAAAAACUACGCUUCGCUCGCUUGCGGGGCGAAAGUGGUGGCAGUCAACCCCGAGGCCGGCUCGGCCAGCUCAAUUUUAUCCCCUAACAGGGACGAGUACAUGCUCAACACUUGCAACAGCCGAAUCUGGUUCGUGGUAGAGCUCUGCGAGGCAGUUCAAGCGCAGAAGAUCGAGAUAGCCAACUUCGAGUUGUUCUCCUCGACUCCCAAGGACAUCGCCGUGUACUUCAGCGACCGUUUCCCGACGCGCGAUUGGGCCAGCGUCGGCCAGUUCACCGCUCAGGACAUGAGGGACGUACAGAGCUUCGAUCUGUACCCGCAUUUGUUCGGUAAAUUCAUAAAAGUGGAAAUGCUCUCGCAUCACGGCUCCGAACAUUACUGUCCGAUAUCGCUUUUCAAAGUGUAUGGAACGUCAGAGUUCGAGGUGCUCGAAAAGGAAAGCUCCCAGCACACUUCUCAUAUAGAUGAGGAUGAAGACGACGAGAUAAUCGACGUUCCGGAUGUGCCAACGGUAGACGCGGAGCCGUCUAAAAACCUUUUUGGAUCUGCCAGAGACGCAGUCAUGUCUAUUAUGAAGAAGGCCGCUCAAGCGUUAGUGAAGACAGAAGUUCCUAAAAAUAUAUCUAAUGAAAACAAUGAUACGUCUGUUGACGAAAUGUACAAAAAAUGUUGCUCCCCCAGCCAUAUUAUUGUAUGUGAUAAUUGUAGUGAAACGCUAUAUAACGAAGUGUAUGAGUUACUCAGUUGUAGUUCGGACAAGUUAACUAAUUUAGUGCGUCAAGUGUUCCUACGAGAUACUUUGAAGUGUACGGGAAUUUGCCAGCCAUUUGGCUUAGACUUUAAAAGUACAAAGACAAUUGAAUUUAGUGAUGAACGUGUCGCGUACAUGAACGCUCUGUUACCGCCUAAAUAUUUGGCGGCGUUGUGUAAUAUUCUCGCUAUAAAAGAGAAAAAGGUAGUGUUAAACUCCAGCUUCGAGACUGAACAAAACGUUACCACAAACAUAACUCUGGACGAAUCGCCGCAGAAAAUUAACAGCGAAACGAAUUCUGAAUUAGAAAUCAAAUUAGUGCCGAUCAAAAAUAACGAGAGUGCAGACGAUAAAACCAAUGAGACUCAGUUGAAAGAAACACCGGCAGCAUCAGAACAAACAAAUGAGAACAGUGUUACCAUAGAGUUAUUGAAAGAGGAGAAAGAAGAGACGGACAUCAAAAAGGAAGAACAAACAGUGUCAGAGGAUAUUUCAGUACCGGAGGUAAAAGAGGAAUCUGCGUUUGAAGGCGCUCGAGGCUUGGAAUCGGAAGGCGAGAUCGAAGUUAGAGAGGGCUCCCCGAAAAUAGAUAUGAAGAACGGAAAAUCGGAGUCGACAAUGGAUAAAUCAAAGGAGCCCAUCGUCGUUGAGGAGAUGACCGAUCAAAUGAUAAUGAUCGAGAGCGACAACUUCAUAUCGGACCUGGACCAGAUGGCUGUGGACCCCGCGCCAGCCGGAUCGCAGACUCUCAACCAGAACCAAGUACAGACCACUUUGCAGAAGGAGUCUGUAUUCCUGAGACUGUCUAACAGAGUAAAGACUUUAGAACGGAAUAUGUCAUUGUCCGGUCAAUACCUGGAGGAGUUGAGUAGGCGCUACAAGAAGCAAGUAGAGGAAAUGCAGAAAUCAUUCGAGAAGACCAUGGUCCAGAUGUCCGAGGAGCGACGGAAAAGCAACGAGAGAGAACAGAAGUACUUGGAGCAAUUGACAAACUUGCAGGAGCAGCUUACCCAGAUGGCGUCCGCUCUGAACACGCUGAUGGAGGAGAGGAACAGCUGGUUCGGCAACAUGACCGUGCUCAAGUUCAUACUGUUUCAGACGGUGGUACUCACCGUCGCGUUCUACUACGUGUCGAAACGGAGAAUGAGCGAGCACGUCGUGAUGGUGCCCGUCGCGAAGAAGAUAAAGAGGAAGCAAGACAAGUUCAGGAGGAAAUCGGUGGAGGGGGUCAGCGGCCACGCGACGCCGUCGACGAAGAAGCGGCGGCCCAGCGAGGAGGCGUUCCAGAUAGAGAGGCAGUCCACGGAGGAGAUGGAGCGGGAGGCGGCCGAGGGCGGGUGGCAGGUGGCGCGGAAGAACAGAAGAAGGAAGACCUCGGUGAUGCACAGGGGUCCGGAGUACGAAGCGGAGGUCAGCUGCACGAGGCAGGACAGCAUGGGCGAGCUCCAAGAGAACCCGAUACCGCUCGACGGCGGCGAGUACUUUUCCCCCGUGUCGGAACCGCGAGAGUUCACCGGAGACACCCCAACUAAGAAGGAUUCGCCGAAGGCGAACGGCUCAUUCUUCAACAGCCUGAAGUCGAAGACGAUGAAGACGAGGCGGCUGUCUUCGCCGGCCUUUUUGAGGACGCUAAGCAGGCAGAGCGCUAGAAGUACGCCCAGCCCCGUUCCUAGGACAGCGGAGCCGAUGUUCAACGGGCGGCUGGAGAAGAAGGCGCCCUCCGAAUCGCCCACCGGCAGCCUCUGGUCCGAAUCCACCGAGAUAUCGAGCAACGGCCACCGCGAGAGCGAGACGGUCGGCAAAAAGAGGAAGAGCCUGAAGAACAUACUGAAGAAGGUGUUC
Messenger RNA from Iphiclides podalirius (scarce swallowtail), 3429 nucleotides. Lineage: Eukaryota; Metazoa; Arthropoda; Insecta; Lepidoptera; Papilionidae. The record is from the annotation of a GenBank genome assembly.